Molecule: messenger RNA, 788 nt
Organism: Exophiala xenobiotica
Lineage: Eukaryota; Fungi; Ascomycota; Eurotiomycetes; Chaetothyriales; Herpotrichiellaceae
Product: 40S ribosomal protein S23
Exons: 3
Coding region: 71-511 (146 amino acids)
Biological process (GO): translation
Cellular component (GO): ribosome; cytosolic small ribosomal subunit
Molecular function (GO): structural constituent of ribosome
Source: RefSeq, a predicted model, not a curated record
CAUCGACAACGACCUCCAGAGCCGCCCAUUUCUCGAUCCCAGUCAACAUCUGCUUGUCACAGUAGUCAAAAUGACGAACAGAGGCAAGCCCCGUGGUCUCAACGCCGCCCGCAAACUCGUUGCCGCCCGCAAGGAAGGUCGCUGGGCCGAUCUGCACUACAAGAAGCGUCUCCUCGGAACCGCCUACAAGUCCUCGCCCUUCGGUGGCUCCUCACACGCCAAAGGCAUUGUGCUCGAAAAAGUCGGUGUCGAAGCCAAACAGCCCAACUCGGCCAUCCGAAAAUGUGUCAGAGUCCAACUCAUCAAGAACGGAAAGAAGGUCACGGCUUUCGUGCCUAACGACGGUUGCUUGAACUUCGUGGACGAGAACGAUGAGGUCCUGCUCGCCGGUUUCGGUCGAAAGGGCAAAGCCAAGGGUGAUAUUCCCGGUGUGCGGUUCAAGGUUGUCAAAGUGUCUGGUGUCGGUUUGAGCGCUUUGUGGAAGGAGAAGAAGGAAAAGCCCAGAUCAUAGGUCAACAAAAAGAGGAAACAAGUCUCAUGGCAAUGAAAAGAUGCCUGGCAGCCCACGACUUGAAAUUAAGGCUCGUACGGUAUGCUACCGGCAACCCUGUGCUUCUCGAUCUUGCAGAUGGAAAAAUCAGGAUUGGGCGCUGAAUGGGACAUCGUGAGAAAAGGGCAUGGUCGAAAACGCCAUGUUGCUCACAAUUCGAACGGUCGACGGAAGGUCUACCUAUUCAAUAGAGGCAGGCUUUCAUAGACGUCAAAAUGCCAACAUAUUGACAGAUCAA